AUGGAGCACGAAGAAAUGCCCAUCCGCCGUCCGACGAACUCUUCUUCAGGCUCUGAUGAAGACAACGCCACCUCUGCUGCCUAUGCCUAUCCCCCUUCUUCCGCCUACGAUGCCUCCGAAUCCGCCACCACCUACACACCUACCUCCACCAUUUCAGCAUAUACUCCGUCCGCCGGCUUCUCCUCAGGCCUAUCCUCCUGGGCCUCCUACGGAACGCGACCUCGAGGCGGCAGUGGAUCGGCCCAGCCUUCAACCAUGGACCGCUCCUUUUCUGGUGAAGGUGCGACGGCUUCAGUAGACCCCCGGGGUGUAAGGCCCAGCGCUCCUUUACGGACGCCCUCGAAUACCUACGCUCCUCCACGACGGCCUCCGCAGUUCCUCUCCUUGAACUCGAAGCGGGUACACUCCUCGAACGCCACGCGCUCUUCUAGGAGAGAUCCAAACGCACAAUACAAGGCACAAGAGAAAGCUUACGUGCAGCGGGUGCGACAGCAGCCACAGGACUGGCUCGACAAUGACCCUCGGACACCUAGCAUCGGAUACAGUACAGACGAGGAGACAGAUGAUGAUUCCCCCUCAACUGACCACCAAUUCGAUGAUCCGUACGAUCCAGAAACUUUAAUGUUCCUUGGGAACGAGGACAAUCUUCAACCCUCUGACGAGGAACUGCAGAAUCCCCAGUACAGAGAGCGACUGGAAUGGCACUCUAUGCUGGCUUCCGUCCUCAAAGGCGACGUCGUCAAGCAAGAAAAGCAGAGACUGAUCGGGACCACGGACCAAGCAUCGAGGUCCGAGAUAGGCACCGAGAUUUGGAUCGGCGCAAGGUCAAAAUACUAUGGACGGCCAUUGCAGAUGCAGAAGAAGCUGAUUGAAGAAGGCCGUGCCAGCUUGGGACCCAUUAUCGAGAGCCUCAUUGCGUUCGAGAUCAAGGGUGAAACUGUUGUCGGGAAGUCGCCAUUGGAGCAAGUCGAAGAGGCGGUGGCAAAUAUCGAAAAGGUGGAAUGGUUAUAUUCAUCUAGGAGAGAACUCGAAGCUGCCCAGCCCCGAGCUGCUUCCGAUGCUUUUCGAGACAGCUGCGAUGCCAUCGUUUCCUGGCACAAUAUCACUCAGCUGAUCAACACCGAGCUCGCGGUGCUCCAAGCCUGGGUCGGGAACCAGGAACUCGACUUCACAAAGCCAAAACGGCGGUCCGGUGACGAGGGAGACCUGUCUGAUGAAUCCUCUUUCAUCGACAGAAUUCUGAAAGAGGACGGCUUGAAGUCACUUCAAGGGGAGAAGAGCAUGUUCAAAGGGAUUGGUGAGGUGAUCACCAAGGCCAAAAGUACACUCAUCGAGAAUGCCGAAGCCUUCGCCGCCCGCCACCUGCCUCCCUACAUUGAAGAGCUCCUGACUCUGAUCAACUUCCCAUCAAGGUUGAUCCAAGAGAUCAUCCGGAUGCGAUUGUCGUAUGCGAGAAAGAUGAAGGAAUCAGCACAGCAAUCCGUCAUGAUCAUUGAUCAAAUGAUUGCGCAGUUCCAGAUCCUCAUGAAUCUUGCGUGUCUCAUCAAGCAACAAUACCUUGCCAUCUCGCACCCAGAGCCAGGUUGGGAUUUGCCGCCUUGUAUUGACGAAAACUUUGAUUCGGUCAUUGUUGAAGCGCUCAAGUUCUAUUUCAAGAUGCUCAAUUGGAAACUGGGCGCCAACAAGAACACCUUCCGAGAAGCUGAGAUCCUCGAGCAAGAAUGGGGCUUUUCCAACGAAAUCGGUCGUCAACUUGAGGGCGGAGAUAUUGAAGUCGCAGAGCAAUUCAGUUCUCUUACUGCCAAGUCCCUGUUGCGAUUGACUGCCUCGUUCGAACGCGAGCUCAGAUCGAAACCGGAUGAAAGUCAGCAAGAGAUGGAAAAGAGAUACAAGACAAUUUUGGAUUCGGUGCGCGUCCGACAGCGAAAACUUUUCCGGUUUUCACGUAUUCUGAGACAACGGUUCGAAAACGCGACAGAGUUCAACCUCGGGAUGAAUGCAGAGCAGAUGCAGCAUUUAACCGAGUCUCUCAUUCUAUCGGGUCACUUCUUGGUGGAGAUGGGUGCCAACAGUCCGAAAGGCGUGCAUUUUGUCGCGUCCCCUUCCCUGUGGAAUCGGCCGAAAGAGAUUCAAUCCAUCCUGGGUACAUCUUUUCAUGCCGAUGACGCACCAGAAGAUCCUUCAAAUCCCUAUAUACUCAUCAUCCGGCCUGAAGACGAGAUGCAGUGGGAAGGACCAAGGAUGGAAGUUGAUGUCCUGGAGUUACCGAACGACGUUAGACUGGGGCGGCUCCGCCUCGUAGCGGAUGGCUCAUCCCUCCGCCUACAGGGCGCUCGCAUGGAGUUUGCCAACGCUGUCGGUAGGGAGCUUGAUGUUGUGAUUGAGCAAAGAGCCAACCUUUCCCGGGUCAAUUUGGAGUUGGGAAAGAUCAAGAAAACAACUUUCAAGCUUUCGAACACCAUCAUGGAGAGCGUGGAGGUCAUUCGCUCGCAAAAUGGUGGUAUCGCAAGUCCGGAAUUAGUGCAGUCUUGCUUUGCUUUUGCCACUGAGUUCGGCAAGAGAUCUCUGACAUACAUGGAUCCCAACCGUCGGAUGAUGAACAACCUGAAGCUGACCAGGCUCGCUCUAGAUUGGGUCAGCUUUAUUUGUGAUGACUGUGACGCUGCCGACCGAAGGACCUUCAAGUGGGCUGUGGUCGCAUUGGAGUUCGCCAUGGCAAUGACCCGCGGCCGAAACAUCCUAGACAUCAGCGACGAGGACUUCAAACGCAUUAGGGUCAAGGUUGCGGGAUGCAUGUCUGUGUUGAUCUCACAUUUCGACAUCAUGGGAGCCCGGUCCACCCUGGCGGCGCAGCAGGAGAAGUCGAGGAUGGAGGCGUUGACCGGUAUGAACAAGCGUCUUGAUUUUAACAAAAUGAGAAACGACGAAGAUUGCUGGCGGGAGAUGUCUGAACAGCGACUGGCGCAGCUCAAUGCCAUUGACCAGGCUCGCGAGGAACGUGGUGCCUCGAAGACUACCCCUCUUGGUCGGGUAUUGGAGGGAUCGAACGAAGCGGACCGGUCACUCACCUUCUUGUCCUCCUCGGCAACCAACAUCACCAUGAGAUGGCAGCAAGGCCAGUUUGUGGGAGGCGGGACCUUUGGGUCUGUGUACGCGGCGCUGAAUCUUGACACGGGAACAUUGAUGGCCGUCAAGGAGAUCCGUCUCCAAGAUCCCCAACUCAUUCCUACAAUCGUCAAGCAGAUUGGCGACGAAAUGGGUGUCCUGGCAGUGCUUGACCAUCCUAACAUUGUGUCAUAUUACGGAAUCGAAGUACACCGAGACAAGGUCUAUAUUUUCAUGGAGUAUUGCUCCGGUGGCUCGGUGGCUGGCCUCCUUGAACACGGCCGCAUUGAGGACGAGACUGUCAUCAUGGUGUACGCGCUGCAGAUGUUGGAAGGUUUGGCCUAUCUACAUCAAGCACAUAUCGUGCAUCGAGACAUCAAGCCGGAGAAUGUUUUGCUCGAUCACAACGGGGUGAUCAAAUAUGUGGACUUCGGAGCCGCGAAAAUCAUUGCUCGGCAAGGCCAAACCAUGAUGGGUAUAGAGCCUGCUCAACGCGUCAAUGGUGUCAACCCCGUCAAUGGCGAGCCCGGCCACCUUGCCAAUAACCCCGCCGUCGCACGGCAGCCACAGAAGACCAUGACAGGGACGCCCAUGUACAUGUCUCCGGAAGUGAUCCGGGGAGAUGCGCCUGCGACAUCACGUUUCUCCGGUGCCGCGGACAUCUGGUCCUUGGGCUGUGUAAUUCUUGAAAUGGCUACGGGGCGUCGUCCUUGGUCUACGUUGGACAACGAGUGGGCCAUCAUGUAUAAUAUCGCGCAGGGCAACCCUCCUCAACUGCCUACCGAAGAUCAACUUAGCGAGAUGGGGAUUGAUUUCUUGAAAAAGUGCUUCGAGCGAGAUCCGGCCAAGAGGAGUACAGCGGCAGAGUUGCUACAGCACCCUUGGAUCGUGGAAAUCAGACGGCUGGUGGUUGAUGAUCCUGAUGCUCAGACACCGCGGAGCGAUACAAGCAGCUCCAGUGGAGGAGCUCCCUUUUCAUUUCGGCAGAACUCGGCGUUCUGA
Molecule: messenger RNA, 4107 nt
Organism: Capronia coronata CBS 617.96
Lineage: Eukaryota; Fungi; Ascomycota; Eurotiomycetes; Chaetothyriales; Herpotrichiellaceae
Product: STE/STE11/SSK protein kinase
Exons: 1
Coding region: 1-4107 (1368 amino acids)
Biological process (GO): protein phosphorylation; stress-activated MAPK cascade
Cellular component (GO): cytoplasm
Molecular function (GO): MAP kinase kinase kinase activity; ATP binding
Source: RefSeq, a predicted model, not a curated record